Molecule: messenger RNA, 10061 nt
Organism: Columba livia (rock pigeon)
Lineage: Eukaryota; Metazoa; Chordata; Aves; Columbiformes; Columbidae
Gene: PRSS35
Product: serine protease 35
Exons: 2
Coding region: 1305-2546 (413 amino acids)
Biological process (GO): proteolysis
Molecular function (GO): serine-type endopeptidase activity
Source: RefSeq, a predicted model, not a curated record
UACAGUAGUCGUUUUUAAAAAGAAUAUGUGGCUGAGCGAUGUCCGUGCCUUGGGCUUGGCAGCUGGAGGGUUUUGUAUAAAGCUGCUGUCCCUUUAGCCUGAUGGAUAUAUUUUUGAUAGGACUAGAACGUGACGCAUUUAUUUGGUCCUUUUUUUUUUCUUUUUUCUUUUUUUUUUUUUUUUUUUUAAAAAAAGCUGCUUUCACAAGACGGCUAACGGGAUGGCAGCAAGUGGCAUAUUUAUUGGGCUUUCAGGGUUUUGUGUCUGUGCUGUGUCCUCUGCGGAGAGCAGGCAAGGAGUCUCUUCACCCUUCAAAACAACCUCUCCUUUACUUCUGAUUCAUACCCUCAGCAUUCGCGCUACCAGCCCCGCGCUCUUCUGCAAUUGACACUAAUUUCAUCCAGAUCCGUCACUGCUGGAAGUAGAUUUAUCUUGGAAUGGCAAAAAAAAGCUGUGCCAAGGUAUUUAACUUGCAGGCUUAGGAGAAAGGGAACUCCUUUGGAUCAGACGCGGAAAAGCAGAGCUUGCUGCGGAAAGCAGGACCGGGGGCGGCUCAAGAGCUGUAGGGUUACAGCCGUCCUCUCCCAAUCCUCGGCCCGUUUCAGGAGAACCCUGGGCUUUAACGUGCCACUCCAGAAGAGCAGCCGGCAGUGACGGAACGGGCAGUGGAAAAGUGGCCAUCCCGGCAAAGUAUCCCCGUCGUUCCUCGGGCUGGUCCUUGACUGGUGCCCGCCCGCUCCCCUCCCGGGGGCUGCCCCGUCUGGCCGUGCUCGACGGCCGGAGCCGCUCAGCGGUGGAGCAGCGGCCGGGACGCGGCCUCUCCCCGCCGCUUCCCCGCGACCCGGAGGAGCGGAGGGACGAGCCCGGCGGCGGGAAGGGCUGGGAGGAGCAGGGGCUGCCGGGGACCAGCCCGGGACCCAGGGGACGGCAGGCAGAGGGUGAAGCCGCUCCGGCCGCCGUUGCCGGGCCACCGGCUGUCCGGGCGCGCCGCCCCGCGGCCGCGGCGGGGUCGGCCGGGAAAGGGAAAGCCCCGUCGGAGGUGAAGCCACUGUCCCCACUGCCAUUCAUCACACGCUUUCUUUGCUUCCCUCUGCGUGUGUGAUUUCAGAAAUGAGUUGCCACGCCUGCCGUGCAAAAUUAAGUUAUUCUUCUGCCUACUGAAACUGCUUAAAUGUUGUAAGAGCCAACAGUCGCUGUGGGGUUUUCUAUGUAAAUCAGAGGAGAGGAUGGAAUCAACGCACCAAUAUACAGAGUGAGCACACCAGGAGGAGUGAAGGGGGAAGUGGCAGAAAAAAAUAGAUAAGAUGGAGCACAUGUUACUGCUAUUCAUAUUUUGCAUACCUAUAUUGGGUCUCACUAAUGGAACAGAAACUGAACAAGAUUUUACUUGGCACUUAAAGAAGAUUCCCCAGAUUGUGAGCAGAAGAACUUUCUCCCUUGACAGCCCUAAAUUUGAAGCAAAACCCAAAUUAGAGCUGAACAGUGUAUGUGGAAUUGAAUGUCAAAGGAAAUUGCCGGUGCCAAGCUUGUCUGACUUGAAGGACCUCUUAUCCUAUGAGACAGUUUUUGAAAAUGGCACACGUACCCUGACCGAAGUGAAUGUCCUUGGACCAGUGCUUGAGCCAGUUGGAAACACAACCGUACAAAGGUCUCCGAGAAAGAAGAGGCAGAUAUAUGGAACAGACAGCAGGUUCAGCAUCUAUGACAGGCGCUUUAUGACCAACUUUCCGUUCAACACAGCUGUGAAGAUCUCUACUGGCUGCAGUGGUGUUCUCAUUUCUCCCAAGCAUGUGCUAACAGCUGCCCACUGCCUGCACAAUGGCAAGGAUUAUGUUAAGGGCAGCAAAAGGCUGAGGGUGGGCCUGAUGAGGACAAAAUCCAGAGGCGACGGCAGGAAGCGCAAAGGUGGUAAAAGAAGUAGGAGAGAAGUUUCUGCGGCCCAAGAGGACCCUGAAGUUGCCACAGGAAAAAGGCGACGAUACAAAGGUGAUGGGAGAAAGCAGAGGAGAUCUGGGAGGAAGCAGGAGACCUCAGAUGGCAUGCCCUCCUUCCAGUGGACCAGGGUGAAGAGUACCCACAUCCCGAAAGGCUGGUUUAAGGGUGUCUCUGGGGAUAUUGCCCUGGAUUACGAUUAUGCUGUUCUGGAGCUCAAGCGUCCCCACAAAAGGAAAUACAUGGAGCUGGGAAUCAGCCCGACAAUCAAAAUGAUGCCUGGGAGUAUGAUCCACUUCUCAGGUUUUGACAAUGAUCGGUCUGGGCAGCUGGUCUAUAGAUUUUGUAGCAUUUCUGAUGAGUCCAAUGAUCUCUUUUAUCAGUAUUGUGAUGCUGAGCCUGGCUCCACUGGAUCUGGUGUCUAUCUCCGUCUCAAGGAGCCAAACAAAAAGAAGUGGAAACGCAAGAUCAUUGCAGUUUUCUCUGGCCAUCAGUGGGUGGAUGUCAAUGGUGAACAGCAGGAUUACAAUGUAGCAGUAAGAAUUACUCCUCUCAAGUAUGCCCAGAUUUGUUUCUGGAUGCAUGGGAAUGAUGAGACUUGCACACAGGGCUGAAAAGACCUGAACCCAAGUCGCUUAGCCACCCGCAUUACCGUAGAGCGAAAGUCUGCUGCAGCAGGUACUGGAAGAACAUCACUCCGAGUCAGGAUGUUUUUAAACUCAGAGCUCACUAGUAAUGUAAUAGUGACUUGAGGAACACUGAAUUGCUGUCGGAGGGGUAGAAUUGUCAAAAAAAAAUUUCGAAUUGCAAUCAGCCCUAAAUAUGCACUUAAAAUCCCAACCAUAUUUAUGUUAUUUGCAAUCGUGAUAAAUUCAAACCAUUUGCAUCAGGAAAAAGAUGAGUACACCUGUCUUUUUUUUUUUUUUUUCAAGGAAAGGAGUGAAAUAUCUCAAACUGGUAUUAUUAAACAACAUCUAUUUCUCCCAAUGGAUUUGCUUUUCUCAGGGUUCUGUUCCAAUUCUUCAAUGCAAGUUGUGCAUACAGAACAUUACUGUGUAUGCGGGGUGAUCCAGAGAACUGCAUGAGAACAAGAUAUUAUUUUGGCAUUCUCUGAAGACCACAGCUCCAUGAUGAGAAGCAACAGUCUAGUUCAUGCUUGUUAGUUUGGAAAACUUCCUCCUCUGGUUGCUCCAGGAAGACUUCCAUGGAAAUCCUGAAUUUCUGUAGCAGAGGACCUUAAAGAUAAGUUUUACUUCAUUUCUCAGUAAAAACAGCAAGAAGAAAUUAAUGAACAUAGAAGUUUCCAUGUUUGCAAGAAGAAGAAACAUCAGGACGUAAUUUAAUGCCCUUAAAUCUUCUUUGAGAAGCUAUAUCUCUUAAACACAUGCAUUUGCCUACUAAUUAGUAUUUGGAGAGCUGUAGGUUUAGUUUCUAGUCAAAAGUUUAGCUUUACCACUGGAAGAAGUCACUGACUUCUGAAGUGGCUAUCUGACAAUCAUUUAGAGCUUCACAGAUUUUUAGGGUGCUAACCAUUUUUUUCGGGUUUUAUAAAUUACUUUUAUAAGAGUUCAGCUUCAUAGAUAGGAUAGUAUGUAUUAGGCUGGGAGUUGGAAAGUAAUACUUUAGGUUGGCUUUAUAUGGUUUUGCAAAAUGGGUAGUUUUAAUCAUGUCAUAUUCAGACUCCACCUCAACAGGAGUUACAGCAUUGAACUAAAAGAUUCUGCCAACUAAAUUAUACCAUCUUCUGAAUGGUAGAAUAACUGUCCUGUACAUUAUAACAAAUAUCUUGUUUGGUAUUAGUGAUAGUUAACAAAUAAUUUCAUUCAAUGAGUUUGCUGAACCAUGUAUUUAAUGAAAACACAAAGAGAGCUUACCUUUUACACACUUUUAAACACAAAUCAGCUUUUAAAAAUUGUUGUUGACUGCUACACAAGUCUAUAUCUUUUAUUUUAUAUCAAAAUUUUGAAGCACACAGGAUUGUUAUGGUGCUACGUUAAUCUAGUAAGAUAAAAUGAUACUGUGUAUUUCCAAUCAUAUCCUUUGGGUUUCAAUACUUUUAUGAUUAUUCACUACCACAAUACUUCAUUCUUUUGAUCAUAAGUUUAUGCUGACCAAAAGACAUUUUCUUCCUGUGCUGAAGAAAAAAAAUAUAACAAGAUUUUAAAACAGUAUUUGUUUGUUGGUAUCUUUAAAAUAUGCUUGUAAUAUCUUCUGAUGAAAUAAGAUCAUUUUAAUAACCCACUUUUUUUGUAGAUGAUCGGAAGCAUAAAACCUGACACUUGGAAUGUGCAGGCAACUUUCUUGGUCAUAUUAUUGCCAAAGCAUAAAAAUUUAAGACUUGCUUCCUUACCAUAACUCUAACAAUAUUUCAUUAAUUGAAAGAGAUGUCAUUUUAAAAUAUAAUAUUUCUUUUAAUGUCAGCCUUUUCAGGGAACACUUUUCUUUCCCCUUUUUAAAAUUUUGUGAUAUUGUGUGAUUGCAGAAAACUAAUAAUAAUUUUAUAAGCUUAGAAACUAAUGUCUAAGACUUUAAGGUUAAUUAUUUUUUAUUGUUGUUAACGUCUCUACUAAGAUGUAUGGCUUUGCUGACAGUAAUUUUAAAUCACCUCAGUCCAGUGUUUAAUACUCUCACACUAUGCAAUGAGCCUACAAUAUUCUUUAGCUGGCUCUGUAAUGUUUUUCUUAAGUGCCUUUUUUCAUAGUUACUGUGACAAAUAAGGUACCACAUUGUUAAUUUGAUACAAGUCUACCUAGGUCCAUAGAUUUUGUUACAAUUAUUCUCAUUGUUGAUUUGGGUCCAAAACCACGGUAAGAUGGCUUAGCAAAUUCUUUGUUUUGUUGAGUCUUAUUUAGAUGUACUCCUUAGGAGCAGAAAUAUAACCUAUUUCUGUGUUAGUUUGGGAAUCAAGGACAAGGUAAGAAUGAAAAGUUUUUACAUCAGCUUUCAAAUGGUCUUGUUAUAAUAAUCAUUCAGCAUAAAUACCUCAGCCACAACCUCAAGUUCUCAUACCAGGCUUGGUGACAAAUUUUUAUCCUCAGAGGAUAAGUAUUAGAUGCUCAGUGCCCUAUUUUGUGGUACUAAGAGAUUGGAGAGGCUGGCCAGAGCAACAAAAAAAUUAAUCAAAACUAUAUAUAUAUUCAAGUCUUUGUGUCUGAAUGCACAUGCACAAACACACACAAAUAUAUAGGCUUGUAGAGCGUGUGCCAUUUUGACUGGGUCAGCACCUUCAGACAAGGGAAUGCAGGCAUGAGAAGACCUGGACAAAAUGUUAUUCCUAUUGUAUUUGCGUUCUGGGCAGCAUUUCAGUCUACCACUUGGCCUAAUAGAGAAGGAAAUGCUCUAUGUAGGUGUUGUGGCUGCUUACUACAGGGACUUCUGAAAUAGUUCACAAAUUGAGUGCUUAUACAUUACACCAGGAGGUCAAUGUCUGGUAUAGAGCUCUUGGUACCAGCCACUGCAAAUGGGACAAGAAUUUCUAAGCUGUGAUCAUCUCAGAUUUCCUUAAGAAACUGCAGAUGUAUCUAGUCAUCUAUGAGAAAAUACAAGGAGUGGGUGUCCUCAGUAAGUAGAUCAGCUCUGUUGUUGUCAAGGUCACCAGCAUCAAGGCUGGAUUUCCGGCCCAAGAAGGGGACAGAGCCCUUGUGAUGUUCCCCAAAGGAUUUUUCCCUCUUUCAAAUGCCAGGCUGUACAUAAUUUGUUUUCAUCAGUACUAACGCUUUUCUGUAACAGUUGCUAUAGUAGAUCUUUUUCUUUAACUGUAUUCCUGGCUUUAGGAGAAAAACAAACUCAGUCAAAUCCCUUUUCUGUUAGGGGGCUACUGGCAAUUUGUAAAGUUAACAAGUAAGUCUUCCCCGGGUCAAAGACAAACCUCAUAUACCAACCAUUAACACAUGCAGACCAGCUUCUGCAAGCAUUUGUGCAUGAGUUUAAUUUGGGGCUCUGAAACAUAUGAUGGAAGUCAAGGGGAUCAUCUGCAAUGUGAAAAAUUAAAUAUAACUUUGUAUUAUCUUAACAAAAGAAAAACACAAUAUUAGGUAGCAAAAUUAUUUCUGUUACCUGAGGUAUAGUCUACCCGAUACUUUUAAAAACUCCUUGACUCAGUUUAUAAUUUACCAUCCAAAUUUUGCAGAUGCAUGUGUCUGUAUGGAGGAUGAAUCCGCACAGAAUGUGGCUUAAGUAAAAAAAUUGUUCGUUUGCAUCUGGAGGAGAAAAGCAGCUGUGGAAUUCCUCCUGUCCUGCUGAUAAGGAAUGACCUGGCAGCAAACAGCAAUUAAUACAGAAAGAGAGAGCAGGAGAAAAAGAUGGUAUAGAAGAGCAGAAAGAUGGAGGUGGUAUGCAAGGGAUAAAGAAAGUGUGAAAAGUAACAGAUGAAAUGGCUGCAAGGUAGCAAGGGGACCUAUUGUCAGAAAAAGCAGGCAGCUGAUAAAGGAAUAACAGUAUAAAUUAAGAUGUAAAAACCACAAGUUACAUGAACAGUCUCCUUUCGCUGUUAAAGUCAAGGCUGUUCUUCCCAGCCAAGCGCAUCAAGGAAGCGGCUGUGAGAAGGUUCAGGUUUUGGCAGGUACAACCGUCAGGCAGGGGGGUUUGACUCUGGUCUAUAAUCCCUGCCCCAAAUUACAGGGAUUAUGCUUGUGCUCAUUUAGGGUCCUUGGGAAGCAACAGAUCCAUGUCCUGGCCAAAAGGCUUAUCAGUGUGAACUCCCCAGCACUGCGGGUCACCAAGAGUGGGGUGGGUGAAGGGGGUUUAUUUCACUUGAAAGUUUCUCAAACCUGAACAUUUGUCGGGAUUUCUGUAAAGGCUGUUUCACAUUGGAAAACAAAACAAAUGAACAAACCAACAAAGACAGAAAAGCAACAAACCAAACAAAAAACCUCACAACAAACAAACAAACAAACAAACAAACAGAAACAACAAACGAAAAAUCUCAGACUUGAAGCAUUUAAAUGUUGGGUCUAUUUUUUCAUGUACAUACAAAUUCUAGGGAGAAAUUUAUUUCAAAUACCUUCUGUUUGUGUUUGGUAUCUUUGUAGAAAUUUAAUCAACUGCUUCUAAUUCUAAAGCAAAGAAUAUUGCAGAUACUUCUGUUUACAAAUUCCUGGAUUAAAGAAUGAAUGGGGAGAAAAAAAAGUAAAGAAUAUUGUUAAAUUGAAAGCUUAAAAUUGCACACUAAUCUCAAAGGAUUUGGAAGUAUAUUUGAGUCCCUGUUGCACCAGCCUUUUUCUCCAAGUGUGACAUAGCAUUUAGCUUAAAAACCUCCAGAGGUAUCUUUGAUGAUUCUUUAAUGUUCUUAACUUCUUUAAGACUGACGGAAAACUUCAAAAAUGUGUUUUUAUAUUAUUUUUAACUGCACAAAAUGACAACUCAUUUGGGAAAAUAAAUGCAAACCUUUGAUAUAUUGAGACAUUAUACAAUGCACAUACUAUGUCAAUAAAUAUUUUCUGUUGUUUUCCUUUUCCUCUGUCAUGAUGUAGUUUGUUAGCUAUGGCAGUGUUGCACAAACUCCCUUCUGUAAAUGCUUGUAAAAGGUUAUCAGUGAAUCAUCUGGGACAUGGUCUUACAAGAUAUUAAUGUUUCUUUAAAUUUGUUCUGCGAAAAAAACCUCCCUGUCUACUCCUGUCUUCCAGAUAAUUACUCCAUGAGCAAAUUUGAUGGGUAAAAAAAAAAAUUGAUUCAGCAAGGAAAUGACUCACAGACUGUGCCACAACUUAUUAAUUCUGAAAUAAGUAAUUGGUUCAGUUUCUGCUAUUAGCUAUUGUUGUAUUUUCUCUCCCAGAGAGCUGUAGAACAAGGCCAAAUUAGAAGUCUGUAAAAUAUUAUAAUCUUGGUUCUCAGCAUUAUCUUAGCUCUGUACCCUUGAAACUGGUGCUGAUUUCAUCACUGACAGUAAAAGGAGAGAUUUUUGGCAAGGAUAAGAGCUGCUGGAAAUCUUUAAUGGAAAGUUUAGAAAUGAUUACAGCAGUGAUUAACGGUGUGUCUAAUACAAUCGAUAUUUAAGAGGGGUCUGGCAAGGGCUUCCCCUCCAGCUCUGGUGGUCCUUAAUGGAAGAGGCGUAUGAGCCACAGGGGAAUAAAUAUCGACAGCCUCAUCGCCCAGACCAAAGUCCAUGUGAGGCUGGCAACAGGAUCUAAAUUUUUUCAUUGUUGUAGUUUACCUUUUGCCACCUUCUGGAAUAAUGUCUUAGUGCCUGAAAAAUGAUUCUCAGCCCCUACCCAGUGGACACAAACAGAAGCCCAGGGGUGACAGCGUUGUCCCCUUCAGGCUGCUCACAAGCUACUGGUUGCUCCUGUGGAAGAUGCGUUCCAAGAUGUGCUGUGGGUCUCACAUUCCCAUGGGCCCUGGGGGACUUGAACUGGCACCCCAUCCAAGCAUAUUUUCAGCCCUAAAGCAUACUGAUACAGCCCAGUCCCUUGUCAUACUUCCAGUUCCCAUAAUCUUUAACAAAUGCUCAAAAAGCCUUCACUAAAUAACAGCAACUCAAAUCCACCAAAGAAGUGGAAACUUAUGUUGGUUAUUACACAGGUUUUCCUGAAUAACUGUUCAUUCCUCCUGCUUGGAAUAUUUCUCUGAGCCUUGAUAAAGGCUAACACAUCAGCUGUUGUUGCUAAGAAAGAAGAUCAGAUAUACUGGAAAAGCUAUACAAAUAUUUCAGAAAGAUUGUCCCUCUUGGCAAUUAUCUAUGCACCAUAAUUAUUGCAGUUGCUAUGGCUCUACUUCUUUUCCAUGUGAAAGAGUUUGAAAACAUUGGAGGAAACCACAUUGGGCUGUUUUUCAGACAAAUUACUCAGCUGCCCUUUGGCUGCAGUGACAGCAUUCUCCCACCCCUCCCCCUCCAGUCUAAUUUCCAGCUUUAUGGAUUAAAUGCUGGUUUCAGUUUUGCUUAAUCAAAGAUGAAAACAGCCAGGGCACAGCACAUGGCAAAGGGCCUUUUGUGUCCAUACCUCUCUGGGGCAUUUUGGAGCAGGCUGGGCCUCAAGGGAGAAGAGGACAUGAGAAGGCAAAGGUGAAGACAGUGGUCACCCCCAAAAAAGUACAGUGCCUUACUAAAUGGAAGAAAACAUUAUUUAUAUUUUUCCUACAGUGAAAGGCAACCCUAGUUUUUACAUUCCUUUGCUUUCUCUUGAAUUAUUAACUCAUCAGCUAAAUAUUGUUGACUCUUGUACAGGAGCAAAACAUCCUGCUUGGUGGUGGGGAUACAACAUGCCCUCAAAUGCCAGCAGGGGUUUCCCCUCCCAAACACACACACACACACACACACACACACAACACACAUGCACACACAAAAAAGAGAUUGCAAAGUUACCCUAAAGGGGAUUUGCUAGCAAUAAAAAGGAAAAAAAAAAUCUAAGACAAGCACCAGAUUUUUAUUUUAAUAAAACAGGGAUAUUUUGAAAUGUAUGUAUGCAUAAACACAAUGGAGACUUUGUAGAUAUGUGUGGUGUAUGGGUUUUUCUGCCAUGCUUGUCUAUGCAGGCUCUGGCUGCAUUCCAGAGCUGUGGUGAGCUACAUGGUAAAAGAACAACCAGUUGCUGGUGGUUUAACCAACAUCUUCCCACAGGGACAGGGAUUUGUUUUGUUACCAAACUCCUGCUGCUUAUUGUGAGUUUGGACUCAGACCUGGUCUUCUUAAAUGGUGGACAUGAACAGAGGCUUCCAGGUACAUGGCCACUGACAUUUUAUCGUUUUAUACAUUUUGCUGUAUUCAUCCAUGGAGUAUGUAUGGAGUCAUUUUUAAUAAUGGUGGGUUGAAACGGUAAGCUUCAGUAAUCAAACACUGCAUCCCUUUCUCCUCUCAUUUACAAUGGUGAACCUUAGAAGGAACUUUGACCUACUGCAUAACACAUGUAUUUAUUUGUCAUAGAGCAUUAUACACUAGGCACUUAUGAUCUGUAAACAGGUUUCUUUCUUUUAGAAGGAAAUAAAAAGCAAGCCAAUCCUCAAAAGGGAAAAUAGUUUUGACAGUGUUCAAUUUAGAUAUGAUACUUUAUUGCCUAUAAAUUAAUCUGUUACAACAGUGAUCUGUGACCAAGUAAUGCUGCUUAUAUGACUGAUGUGCUUGAGUUAUUCACUUCUUGCUUAUUGAUUUUUCCUUACUGGUUGGGACUAAAUAAAGUCAGACAUCUGUGCAACGA